CGACGCAAGUUUAUACCAAAAACAAAAGGAAUUGAGGAACUUAUUCAAGAACAACAACAAAUAAAUCAUGGUCCUGUAAUAAAUGCAAAAUUGCCUAUCUUUUAAUGAUGUUAAAAUUAAUGCGGAACUUCGUAAUACUUUAAAUUCAAUUAAUUAUUUUGAGCCUACUGAUGUGCAGAAGUGUGUUAUUCCUCUCAUUCAAAACACUACAAAUGACAUUCUUUGCCUUGCCGCAACUGGUAGUGGAAAAUCUGGAUCUUUUUUGAUUCCUAUUAUUAAUCGGUUGCAAAAAGAUAAACUUAGUUCUGGAUUUUGUCGUUCUGACACUUUAAACAAUUCUUCUCCUGUAGCUAUAAUCGUUGCUCACACUAAGGAAUUGGUUGAACAACUCUACAAAUUUGCUAAAACAUUGGCUUAUGGUACUCAAGUUGGUGUUGCAUAUGCAAGGGGUCAAAUGCCUUUUGAAGAAGGUAGAAAGCAAUUAGCAAAUGGGUGUGAUAUUCUUGUUAUUACGCCUGGACGUUUACAGCAUUAUUUAAAUGACGGGUGGAUUUUUGUGGAUGGGACUCAGUUUGUCGUUAUAGAUGAAGCUGACAAGUUUAUUGUGGAAGAGAGCUUUUCUUCAUUACUUCAUGAAUUAUUUAAUCGAAUGCGCAAACAAAAUAAUUUUCUUUUCCGAACUUUUAUGUUCAGUGCAACCAUUACAGACGUUGCAGAUUAUGUUAUUAAUGAUUUUCUAAAGAAGGAUUGUUAUAAAGUAAUUGUUGGUAAACCUAAUCAAGCUGUUUCUCAUGUUCAUCAAAGAGUUUUGAAAGUAGAUCUUGAUAAAUAUGGAUAUGCGGCAAAGUUUGAAAUGGCCAGAAUUAUUUUACGAAAAAUAUCAACUUAUGAAGAACCAAAAAAUGGAGAACAUUUUUGUUACAAUACUCAACGUACAUUAAUUUUUCUUAAUGAUGCUCGUUCUUGUGAGCGUUUAGCAAUUAAACUUAGUGAUCACGGUUACCGUGCAAUGAGUACUAGUAGUCACCGUGAAAUGGAGCAACGUUACAGAGCAGUAAAUGAUUUUAAAGAAGGAAAAUGGCAUAUUCUUAUUGGGACUGAUAUUAUUGCUAGAGGAAUGAAUUUUCCAAAAGUUAAAAAUAUUAUAAUUUACGAAUUACCGCCUAUUCAUCGUUAUCAAGAAUAUGUACAUAGAGUUGGGCGUACUGGCCGCAUAGGAACAGAAGAUGGAUGUGCUUAUAUAUUUUUUGAUCCAAGAUCUCGAAAUGAUGAAAUGCAGGCAGAAUUUUUAAUUGAGCAACUUGAAAAUUCCAAACAACAAGUCCCGGAAUUUUUGAGAGAAUUACAAAAAAGUAUAUCAGAUGCUCGAAGUAGAUAUACAAAUGAAUGUUCUUCUACAAAUCAAAAUUCAAUUGAAGAACAAUUAGAAGAUAAAGCAGAGUUGGAAAUUGAAAAUAUUACGGAUAAAUUUGCAAAUAGUCAUUGGUCUCGUUAA
Messenger RNA from Meloidogyne enterolobii, 1495 nucleotides. Lineage: Eukaryota; Metazoa; Nematoda; Chromadorea; Rhabditida; Meloidogynidae. The record is from the annotation of a GenBank genome assembly.